Messenger RNA from Capsella rubella, 1694 nucleotides. Its product is annotated as probable serine/threonine-protein kinase CST. Lineage: Eukaryota; Viridiplantae; Streptophyta; Magnoliopsida; Brassicales; Brassicaceae. Gene Ontology annotation, biological process: protein phosphorylation. Gene Ontology annotation, molecular function: protein kinase activity; ATP binding. The coding region runs from base 270 to 1544 and encodes 424 amino acids. The transcript has 6 exons. The record is from RefSeq and is a predicted model, not a curated record.
UUCUUGUCAAAUUGGGGCAAAUAACAAAGAUAUUAAAACCCUUCUUCGGUUUCUCACUUUCUCCUAACCAAAUCCCAAAUUUUUCUCCCUUUUAUUUUUUUGUAUCUUAAAAACCCCAAAAUUAUUUGCAAACCCAUCAAAUUAUUCCAAACUCCAGCAAUAAAAGCACUCGAUUCAUAUCCAUAUCCACCAUUCCUUGUCUGAAUUGGUAAAACAAGAAAGGCAAGAAAGAGGAAAGAGGAAAGAAGAAGAAGAAGAAGGCUCAUGAAAUGGGUUCUUGUUGUUCAAUUCCUUCCAAAACACGUCUCCACAGCCAUGCCACAACGAACGGCCACAGCAAUGGAACAGAUUUCUCAUCGAUGACGUCCACCACCGGCGCGACGACAAGCAGCAGCAUCGGACGACGGAGCCAAUUUUCUGGAGCGGCGAGCGAGUGUUCCGCUGGGAAAAUCAGUGAUUCCGGUCUGCUCCUGGAAUCGCCGAAUCUCAAAGUGUACACCUUUCUGGAUCUAAAGACUGCGACGAAGAAUUUUAAACCGGAGUCGAUGUUGGGUCAAGGAGGGUUCGGGAAAGUUUACAGAGGAUGGGUCGAUGCCAAGACUCUUGCCCCUUCUAAUCCUAAAUCUGGUUCUGGUAUGAUCGUAGCCAUCAAGCGAUUGAAUUCAGAGAGUGUUCAAGGAUUUGCAGAGUGGCGAUCAGAAGUUAACUUCUUGGGAAUGCUUUCACACCCAAACCUGGUGAAGUUAUUAGGAUACUGUCGUGAAGACAAAGAGCUUCUGCUAGUCUACGAGUUCAUGCCUAGAGGAAGUCUAGAGAAUCAUCUUUUCCGACGAAAUGAGCCUUUUCCUUGGGACUUAAGGAUCAAGAUUGCUAUCGGUGCAGCUCGUGGCCUCGCGUUUCUACACGGCUUACAAAGAGAAGUCAUCUAUAGAGAUUUCAAAGCAUCCAAUAUACUUCUCGAUUCGAACUAUGACGCAAAGAUUUCAGAUUUCGGAUUAGCAAAGCUAGGACCAGCAGACGAGAAGUCACACGUUACGACCAGGAUCAUGGGCACAUAUGGUUAUGCUGCUCCUGAAUAUAUGGCAACAGGGCAUUUAUAUGUGAAGAGUGAUGUAUACGCAUUUGGAGUGGUACUACUAGAAGUGAUGACCGGACAAAAAGCGCACAACACAAAAAGGCCGAGGGGUCAAGAGAGUCUAGUCGACUGGUUAGGACCAGAACUCUCAAGCAAACAUAGAGUGAAACAAAUAAUGGAUAAAGGCAUUAAAGGUCAAUACACUACCAAAGCGGCGACAGAAAUGGCACGCAUCACACUCGCUUGUAUCGAACCCGAUCCAAAAAACCGACCGCACAUGAAGGAAGUGGUUGAAGUCCUAGAAAACAUCCGAAAACUUAAUGUUGUCACUGACCGUUCUUCCACUAAACAGGCUGUUGCUAGCACGUCACGUUCUUCACCACUUCACUAUCAAUACGGAUAUAGAGCUGGGGCACUUGGGGCUGAACGGAGGAGAGCGGCGCCUGGACGGCUUGGAGUAGAAAAAUGAAUAGUUGUUUGAUAUAUCUAAUUUUUUCCAGCGGAAUGCAAUGGUAUAAGUUUUUUUUUUUGGUUUACCUAUGAUUAAAUCAUUUCUUGUCAUAUUAUGUGUGGUUUUUAUAAUACUUACAUUUUUUAGAUAUAUUUUUCACAUUCUUUA